Messenger RNA from Schistocerca americana (American grasshopper), 1587 nucleotides. Its product is annotated as acetylcholinesterase-like. The coding region runs from base 1 to 1587 and encodes 528 amino acids. NCBI's taxonomy places the organism in Eukaryota, Metazoa, Arthropoda, Insecta, Orthoptera, Acrididae. The record is from RefSeq and is a predicted model, not a curated record. The transcript is spliced from 9 exons.
AUGUUUUUUUCUCAGGCGACAGAUGUGUUCGCAAAGGUGGAACAAGGACUCCUGAGAGGUGUCCGCACCACUAGCAUCCUUGGAACAGAGUACAACAGGUUCUUCGGAGUGCCUUAUGCUGCGCCACCGGUGGGAGAUCUCCGCUUUCGGUGCAUUAAGUUUGAUACAGACAGCUCUGUCAUCGGAACUGAAUGUUUUGAGGCUGUAUGGGACGUCUGCUCCACCGAAAAUUCAAUUCCUGAGAUGGGAAAACGACAGUUGGUGGAAAUAUUUGAUAUCUUUGAGUCUAAAGAACUGAACGAUGAAGAGAUAAAGGAAGCGCCUCAGCCACCAUCCAACUGGAGCGGCGUGCGCGACGCGCUGUCGGAGCCACUGCAGUGCCCACAGAUGUGGCCAGGGGAGAGCUCGGAAGACUGCCUGUACCUCAACGUGUAUGCGCCCGCCGGCGGUGUCAAUCUGCCCAUCAUGCUCAUGAUUUACGGUGGCGCCUUCCAGGGCGGCUCCAGUUCCACCAAUCUGUAUGGUCCAGACUUCAUCGUCGACCACGGGGUUAUUCUCGUCACCUUUAACUACCGCAGCGGCGUCCUGGGGUACCUGAGCCUGCAGACGGAGGAGAUCCCCGGCAACGCGGGCCUCAAGGACGCGGUGGCCGCCCUGCAGUGGGUGCAGCGCAACGGCGCGGCCUUCGGGGGCGACGCGGGCCGCGUCACGCUGUUCGGCGCCAGCUCCGGCGGCUGCUCCGUGUCCCACCUGCUGCUGUCGCCGGCCACGCCAGGGCUGUUCCAGCAAGUUAUCAUCCAGAGCGGCGAGGCCAUAGCUCCCUGGGGGCUGGAGAGGAACCCACGAGAGAAGGCCUUCCGCUUGGCCGCUUCCAUGGGCUUCGAGACGGACGACCUGCAGGAGCUGACGCAGUUCCUCAAGGCGGCCGACGCGUUGGAGCUCACCGCGAAUGACUCGCGCGGUCUUUCCGACAUUGAGCUACGGAGUUUGAACGCACUGGCAUUCGUGCCGGUGAUAGAACCACCUUCGCCAACGGCCAUAAUUGUCGAGGAUCCAGCUCUGGUGCUGAAGGAAGGCCGCUUCCACAAAGUCCCCGUCAUGACUGGCGUGGACUCCGCUGAUGGCUCCGUCCUCGUGCAGAUGACCGAUCUCUUCAACAACCCAAAGCUGGUGGCGGACGUGCGGGAGAACUUCACGACUCUGGUGGGCCAGCACCUGCGCCUGCCGACAGAGCAGCAGAGGGCCGAAGCGGCCGCCAGGCUGCAGGACUUCUACUUCAAAGGCAAAGGCUUCAGUCUCGAGGACCCGCAAGCAGUCUAUGACAUGAUAUCGGACAUUUACUACAUCGAGCCCUGCGAGGCCUUCGUCCAGGCUUUGGUGAAGGUGAGCUCAGCGCCUGUCUACUACUACCAUUACGACUACGACGGCUGGGGAUACACAGAAUACGGUGCACCUCACUGCAUUGAAAUUUAUUACCUGUUCAACGCCAACUACACUGGCCCCAGCUGGGACAUCAAGACGAAGGACGGCAGGACGAGGCAGCUGGUGGUGAAACUCUGGACAAACUUCGCAAAAUUUGGGUACUGA